Fimicolochytrium jonesii is the source of this 1504-nucleotide messenger RNA. RefSeq lists its product as uncharacterized. The record is from RefSeq and is a predicted model, not a curated record. The transcript has a single exon. Bases 243 to 1214 code for a protein of 323 amino acids. Lineage: Eukaryota; Fungi; Chytridiomycota; Chytridiomycetes; Spizellomycetales; Powellomycetaceae.
CACUGCCGCUGGAGGUCAUCCCACUCAUCGCCAAAUAUGCCGACAACAAGAGCCGCUUUUCGAUGACUCUCGCCUGCAGGAUAUGACAUGCCUUGUUGAUCGAACUCCUUUACUCCCGGACCCGCAUCUCGCACGAAGACGAACUAGACUCACUUUUCGCGACGCUCAACACCUAUCCCGAACGCCUGCGAUGGGUGAAGGACUAUGAGUUGGAGUCAUUUUCUCCACCACGGAGCGAGGGCAUGCCGGAUCCUGACUGGGACCACGUCCGCUUCACAAAAAUGACUUCUAUCAUCACAAUGGCGCACCCAGAGCGCGUUGUGAUCUCGUUCGUUAUUGCGGCUUUCCUGGGUUCGGAAGAGGAGGAGGAGGAGACUUGGGAUUAUCUAUGCUUUGGAUAUGAACAUGGGCGACUAUUCUUUGAGAAAAGCCCCUUGCAUAUCGAUUACUAUCCCGGAAUCGAACCCUUGGCUGAAUCAAUCUGCUGGAUGUAUUGCCUCGAAGCAACAUCUUUUGAAGUUUGUGGAUUCGGGCUGCGGAGAAUCCCCAACGCCUUCCCUCGCUUGCGGACACUAUCGGUAGCGGGUGAUAAUAACAUUCCCUCCGCCUUCCUAUGGUACGACCUACCUGCUACCGUUACCCACCUCCGUUUGCAAUACGACGGCACGGUCGACACUGAGCGCGUACUCCUAGUAACCUACCUCCCAAAUACCAUCUGCACCCUUGAAGUAGCAUUUGGGGCAUACCCAAUGAUGCUCCCACUCUGGACCAAUCGGAAUCCAGCACGUCUGCUUCGAUAUGCUCCGCCACAACCGAGUGGGUCGAUGGGGGAGGCGGAAGACAGGUGGAGGCAGUCACGGACAGCUUACAAUGGGGGAGGCAAGCUAGAGAUUAUGUUCUGGGAGCCGUUGGCGGGAUCAGCUCUCGCUGACACCUGGUACGAGGAGAGCAUCCAUAUGUAUGAAGCACGAGCAAUUGAAAGCAACAAGUUCGACCACGUCCGCCGCGUCGCCGUCCCCUGGGGAAAGGGCUUCGCAUGCACACAUUGGGGAGACUUCGGUUUGGGCAAGUCUCUUCGCCCUCGCCUAUCGUUGCGGACGGGGAUUCAAGCCCCAAUACCACAGCCUGCGUUCCCCGAUAUGCCCUUUGGUUAUAGUUGCUACUCGACGGAUGCCCCGGGGGAGGACCAUGGGGCGAUAGGCAAUGGGCUUUGAAUUUGGUCCAACGGCGAAAGCAACCUGUGGACCAAGAGAGGAAGAACAGGGCAGUUGGCAAGAUUGGGAGAUAGCGACUUUCGCACUAAGAUGAAGCUAUGCUGCACGGGGUACAACAACAACGUGAAAGAUGCUCGAGAGGGGAAGGGAAUCUAUCAUGGGGGAUUGCUUCUGCUACUUCGAAAAGACGCGGGUAUGCUACCGACACCAGCGUCCAUCAGGUAACGUCCAUAGAACCGAUCAUGUGCAGCGGCCUCCUGUACCAGGCGUCAAUGAAUUGCAAAACUUCC